AUUUGUUAUUUUGUCAUGGUUUGUAGGUUUAUUGAUAAAUAUGGAACUCACAUUAUUUUUGGGGUAAAGAUGGGUGGCAAGGAUGUUAUUCACAUUAAGCAGCUGGAGGAGUCUGUUCUUCAACAAAAUGAUUUGCAAAAUUUAUUGAAGAAGUUAGCUGAUGAGAAAUUUGCUGAAGAGUCACAUGAAAGUGAGGAUUUGUCAUGUAGAAAAGAGGACAAUCAGUUAGUGUAUCUGGAACGUAAUGCAGCUUUGUUCAACUCUUUGAGGUCGACUGUUUUAUCUCACUCAAAGAAAGAUGACAUAGUUAGCAUUCAGGUUAGAAGAGGAGGAAUCAACACUAAUCAAAGUCAUAGCCGGUGGCUUUCAACUAUUUCUGAGGCCCCUGAUGCGAUAUCAAUGUCGUUUAUUCCUAUUACGUCUUUAUUAAAUGGUGUUCGUGGAAGUGGAUUCUUAACGCAUGCUAUAAACCUGUACCUUCGUUACAAGCCACCUAUUGAGGAACUUGCUCAAUUUUUGGAGUUCCAGUUGCCACGUCAAUGGGCUCCAGCUUUUGGUGAGCUCCUUCUUGGUCCACAGCAUAGGAAGCGUGGUUUACCAUCCCUUCAGUUCACUAUCUUGGGUCCCAAACUUUAUGUUAACAAUAUCCAGGUUGAUUCAGGGGGACGACCAGUGACUGGGAUUCGACUCUAUCUUGAAGGCAGAAGGAACGACUGCUUAGCAAUUCAUCUACAGCACCUUUGUGCUCUCCCCAGCAUUUUCAAACUAUGUGACGACGAAGUUCACACAACCGAAGACAUUACUACCAACCAAAGAGCAUAUUUUGAACCAAUCAAGUGGGCUCUCCUAUCUCGUGUCUGUACUGCUCCAGUUCAGUACAGUGGAGCUCACUUAGAUGAAACUGCCUCCAUCGUUACCAAAGCUUGGCUGGAGGUGAGAGAGAUUGGCUUCAGGAGAGUGCUCUUCCUUCGACUUGGCUUUUCACGCAUAGCGUCAAUGAGAAUUCGUCGUUCAGAAUGGGAUGGCCAAAGCAGUAUCUCAAGGAAGUCAGGCUCCAUCUCAGCAUUCAUUAGCUCGAGAUUCAGCACAGGUAUUUUACCAAAGCCAAAGCCAAAGGUUGAAGUGAAUUCUGCAGUCUUUCCUGGUGGGCCACCUACACCAUUCCGAGUUCCAAAACUUGCGAGGUUUGUGGACACUACUGAGAUAGCUAGAGGUCCAGAUGAUCUUCCAGGUUACUGGGUAGUGACUGGUGCUAAGUUGUGUGUGGAGGGUGGGAAGAUCUCUCUAAAGGUUAAGUACUCCCUAUUGGUUUUGAUACACGAGGAUGACUGAAUCUGUAGGCACUUAAGUGCAAUUUGUUAGAAGUUAGUAGGUUAGCGUGCGAAAGCUCCCAACUAUUCUCGGCCAAAACUAGGUGGUGACUGGUACUGAGAUGUGUGUGGAGGGUGGGAAGAUAUCUCUGAAAUUCAAGAACUUUCUCUUGGUAUUGAUACGUAGGCAUUGAAGUACAAUUUGUUUGAAAUUAAUAGAUUAGUAGGCUCGAGUUUGGGUUAACUGUGAGAAGCAAAAGUGAUUUGUUGGGGUCAAACUAUGUUCAGGUCAAUAAAUAUAAUGAGUACAUUAGGAUUAGAUUAACAAUUUUUUUUUAGCCAUUUAGGUUUCAUUUGAGACGGCUUUCUUACUGCUUUUUAAAGCAGCUUUUUAGUACAAAAUUUUUAUUUUUUAUUAAAAAGUCACUUUAAGAAGCAUAAAGAAAGCCGUUCCAAACGAAACAUUAAUUUAUAGGGAAAUAAUCAUUGUUGCAAACUCAUUACUAGGCGAGCCAUAAAUCAUAGAUUAUAGGUUGCCGGCAACUCCAAAAAUCAGGUGGGAUAGAGAAAGACGCAAGAACAUAGGUUAAGGAGAUUUUACCUGAUUACAUUUCAUCAUGUCAUAAUACUCCAACAGAGAAUAUUUAUAAGGAUACAAAGAUAUCUUAGACAUAUGAACUACCUAUUAAUCCUUCAUACCUAUUACUUAUUUAUGAAUCAAAUGACUCAAAAAGACCUGUUAAUCUAAUCUUAAUCAACCCAUCAAACUUAUUGACCUUAACAAACCCGAGCCAGUAAUCACAUCUCUUUUGAUAUUGGACUUCAGCUUCAGGUUUGGCUUCUGGGUGUUUUAGAUUUAUAAUUUCUUUUAUCUGCAAAGAGAUUCCUGUCUUUCCAAUGAUGUCGAUGUGUUGGGCCCGAGCUAUUAUAUGUUAUCCUGACAUUUUUUCUGGCUUACAAAUGAAUUUUAAGCUGUCAAAGUUUUUUUUUUUGGUGUAUUAUACAGAACUUUAUCAUUGUAUAUAGAUUAUUAGGGAUUGAAUGCGAGAUUUAUUUCACA
Dendrobium catenatum is the source of this 2370-nucleotide messenger RNA. Its product is annotated as MACPF domain-containing protein NSL1. NCBI's taxonomy places the organism in Eukaryota, Viridiplantae, Streptophyta, Magnoliopsida, Asparagales, Orchidaceae. Bases 16 to 1332 code for a protein of 438 amino acids. Gene Ontology annotation, biological process: plant-type hypersensitive response; regulation of salicylic acid mediated signaling pathway. Gene Ontology annotation, cellular component: plasma membrane. The record is from RefSeq and is a predicted model, not a curated record. The transcript is spliced from 5 exons.